Molecule: messenger RNA, 2196 nt
Organism: Mustela lutreola (European mink)
Lineage: Eukaryota; Metazoa; Chordata; Mammalia; Carnivora; Mustelidae
Product: transient receptor potential cation channel subfamily V member 3-like
Exons: 10
Coding region: 1-1545 (514 amino acids)
Biological process (GO): calcium ion import across plasma membrane
Cellular component (GO): membrane
Molecular function (GO): protein binding; calcium channel activity
Source: RefSeq, a predicted model, not a curated record
AUGAAUGCCCACCCCAAGGAGAUGGUGCCCCUCAUGGGCAGAAGAGCUGCUGUCCCCAGUGGGAACCCUGCCGUCCUGCAGGAGAAGAGGCCAGCAGAGAUCACCCCCACCAAGAAGAGUGCACACUUCUUCCUGGAGAUAGAAGGGUUCGAUCCCAACCCCACUGUCUCCAAGACUUCUCCCCCGGUCUUCUCCAAGCCUAUGGACUCCAACAUCCGGCAGUGCCUCUCUGGGAACUGUGAUGACAUGGACUCACCACAGUCUCCUCAGGACGAUGUGACAGAGACCCCGUCCAAUCCCAACAGCCCCAGUGCAAACCUGGCCAAGGAAGAGCAGAGGCGGAGGAAGAAGCGGCUGAAGCAGCGCAUCUUUGCAGCCGUGUCAGAGGGCUGCGUGGAGGAGCUGCUGGAACUGCUGGGGGAGCUGCAGGAACUUUGCAAACGGCGUCGUGGCCUGGACGUGGCUGACUUCCUCAUGCACAAGCUGACGGCCUCUGACACGGGGAAGACCUGCCUGAUGAAGGCCUUGUUAAACAUCAACCCCAACACCAAGGAGAUUGUGCGGAUCCUGCUGGCUUUCGCGGAGGAGAAUGACAUCCUGGACAGGUUCAUCAACGCUGCAUACACAGAGGAGGCCUACGAAGGGCAGACGGCGCUGAACAUCGCCAUCGAGCGGCGGCAGGGAGACAUCACCGCGCUGCUCAUCGCCGCGGGCGCCGACGUCAACGCCCACGCCAGGGGGGUCUUCUUCAACCCCAAGUACCUACACGAGGGCUUCUACUUUGGCGAGACCCCACUGGCUCUGGCGGCGUGUACCAACCAGCCCGAGAUUGUGCAGCUGCUGAUGGAGAAUGGGCAGACGGACAUCACCUCACAGGACUCACGGGGAAACAACAUCCUACACGCGUUGGUGACAGUGGCUGAGGACUUCAAGACACAGAACGACUUUGUGAAGCGCAUGUACGACAUGAUCCUGCUGAGGAGCGGGACGUGGGAGCUGGAGACCAUGCACAACAAGGACGGGCUCACGCCACUGCAGCUGGCUGCCAAGAUGGGCAAGGCCGAGAUCUUGAAGUAUAUCCUCAGUCGUGAGAUCAAGGAAAAGCUACUCCGUAGUCUGUCCAGGAAGUUCACGGACUGGGCAUAUGGGCCUGUGUCGUCCUCACUUUACGACCUCACCAACGUGGACACUACGACAGACAACUCGGUGCUGGAAAUCAUCGUCUACAACACCAACCUUGAUAACCGGCAUGAGAUGCUGACCCUGGAGCCCUUGCACACGCUGCUGCAUAUGAAGUGGAAGAAGUUUGCCAAGUACAUGUUCUUCUUGUCAUUCUGCUUUUAUUUCUUCUACAACAUCACCCUGACUCUAGUCUCCUAUUACCGCCUCCGGGAAGAGGAGGCCCUCCCGCACCCCUUGGCCCUGACGCACAAGAUGGGGUGGCUGCAGCUGUUAGGAAGGAUGUUCGUGCUCAUCUGGGCCAUGUGCAUUUCUGUGAAAGAGGUGAGUGGCCCACUAAGCCCCUUGCAAGGCAAGGCAGAGUGACCACAGGCCUGGCUUUGAUGCACCCUCCUCUGCCUGACUAUGGGGAGGGGGGGUUCUGGGGAGUACUUCCUUUCUAAGCUUUAGAUUUUGUAGAUCCGAAAUUAGUUUCUUAGGCAGGCCUGUCCCACCUACUUUAUCUAUCCACCCCUCGAUCCCUCUAUCAGCCAUCUACCCUCCCAGCCACUCAGUGACCCGUCCUCCUGUCCCUCCAUCCACACAUUCGGUCACUUCUCUCCCUGACCCAGCCCUUCCUCUGGGUUUAUCAGUCAGUCCCUUGCCAACCACCCAACCGAGGAAUCGACAGGUAUAUUCUGAACACCUGCUAUACGUGCAGCCCUGGGGGAGGUGAGAGGGAGAGAGGGAGUUGGUGCUCUUUAACCUCACAGUCUUGUGGGGGAUUUCAGAUGGGCACAAACAUCUGGAUCCUAAAACGGAUGGUGUAAAGGGCCCUGUGUGGGGUUCAGACCAGCACUCAGAGGAAGAGAGAUGACUUUUACCUGGGGAGAGGUCAGGGAGGGAAAGCAUGAAAGCAGAGAUGGUAUUUAGUCUGCAAGGGCAGGAUUUGGCACGAGGGCACUGGAGAGAAGGUCAUUACCGAGUGGGCAGGGGGAGCAGCAUUAAAGGGCUCAGGGGCAGGAGAGCUAAUCCAUA